AUGGACCGAAACAACUAUCCCGGGUCCAAGCACCAGCAGUCGUCGGCGACCUCGAUGAACGCGACGUCGACCAACAAGAACCGCCAGUACGCUCACCUGCACGCGCAGCUCGCCCAGCUCAACGCGCACCUUGCCGACACGGAGAACCUGGUGAGGAUGACGGCCGUCCAGGCCCAAGACAUGCGGUUCCUGGGCGGGUACGUGGGUGCUUUGUUCAUGGGCAGCGCGAAGGUGCUGGGCGAAGAAAGUGUGCAGGGAGGACGAGGAAGGGAAAAGUGA
Messenger RNA from Exophiala spinifera, 279 nucleotides. RefSeq lists its product as uncharacterized. Lineage: Eukaryota; Fungi; Ascomycota; Eurotiomycetes; Chaetothyriales; Herpotrichiellaceae. Gene Ontology annotation, biological process: attachment of spindle microtubules to kinetochore. Bases 1 to 279 code for a protein of 92 amino acids. The transcript has a single exon. Gene Ontology annotation, cellular component: DASH complex. The record is from RefSeq and is a predicted model, not a curated record.